AUGUUCUUAAUGCCUGCUUUGUACGGAGGAUAUGGUAUUGAUUCCGCACUUAAAGUAGCCUUCUAUCCUCAUAUGUUAAUGACCGAUGCUAAAUGUCUAUCCUAUCUAAUUGGUUUAAUUUUCUUACAAACGGCUUUUGGUUUGAUUGAAUUAUCGCACCCAGAUAACUCCAUACCAGUGAACCGGUUUGUAACUCCGCUUCAUAUCGUACCUGAAUGGUACUUUUUAGCAUAUUAUGCGGUGUUAAAAGUAAUCCCAUCCAAAACCGGUGGUUUGUUAGUAUUUAUGUCCUCUCUCAUUAACUUAGCUCUUUUAUCUGAAAUUCGAGCUUUGAAUACUCGAAUGUUGAUACGACAACAUUUUAUGACUCGAAAUGUAGUCAGUGGAUGGGUAAUUAUUUGGGUAUACAGUAUGAUCUUCUUGAUUAUUAUUGGUAGUGCUAUUCCACAAGCGACUUAUAUCUUAUAUGGUAGAUUAGCUACUAUCGUAUAUCUUACUACCGGAUUGGUUCUAUGCUUAUACUAA
This is a messenger RNA of Besnoitia besnoiti, 525 nucleotides long. RefSeq names its product cytochrome b. NCBI's taxonomy places the organism in Eukaryota, Apicomplexa, Conoidasida, Eucoccidiorida, Sarcocystidae. Gene Ontology annotation, cellular component: membrane. Gene Ontology annotation, biological process: mitochondrial electron transport, ubiquinol to cytochrome c. The coding region runs from base 1 to 525 and encodes 174 amino acids. The transcript has 2 exons. Gene Ontology annotation, molecular function: electron transfer activity. The record is from RefSeq and is a predicted model, not a curated record.